GGCCUUAGGGAAUCGGCCACGCACUCUCUCUGUUCAAAUUUCGAACUAAAUCCCGAACCUUCCAUCUUCUUCUUCCCUAGAAUUCCCCAGAAACCAACAAAAAAAAGCUAUAAAUCCUAUUCCCCUCUUCCCUCUCUUUCACUUAUAAAUUACUCCGCAAUCCCCUGAUUUCACCGAUCUCAAAUACCACCAAAAAUGGCAGAAUCAAAGGCGAUACAAGCAUUAUUCUCAAUAAUCUUCAUCUUUUCUUUUCUUGUUACCUCAUCCCAACCUUCCCUUCUUCCAUUUAUCGACCCAUUUGGGAUUCUUGAACAAACCCCAUUUGGGUUACUCGAAAACGAAAACAGAGAUGCUUUACAACAGCAGCAGAUGCAGCCACUCCCGCCGGCGAGAGUUGACUGGAAAGAGACGCCGGAGAGUCACCAGAUCAUGCUGGAUGUACCAGGAAUGAACAAGGAGGAACUGAAGAUCGAAUUGGACGAGGAGAACAGGAUUUUGAAAGUGAUCGGAGAGAGGAAAAGGGAAGAGGAAAAACAGAGUGAUCAUUGGCAUAGAAUGGAACGAAGCUAUGGAAAAUUCUGGAGGCAAUUUCGGCUGCCGGUUAAUGCGGAUAUGGAGUCUGUUAAAGCUCAGCUUUCGAAUGGGGUUCUUAAGGUCACUUUGUCGAAGCUUUCGCCGGAGAAGAUUAGGUCGAGAGUGGUCGGCAUUUUGGAUGAACAACCGCCGGAAGGCGAGCUGAACAAGUCCGGCGGGGCCAGGCAGGACUGUGAGACUAUGAGUGAGAGGGAUCAAUUUUCUUGUUGUUAAUGUAUUGUGUAUAUGUAAAUUAAGAUGGUACUUUAUGUAAUGUUGAGGACUAAGAAUAAGAGUACUCUUUGAGAAGGAAAAUAAUGGCAUCUUGGCAACUUAAAAUGAAA
Benincasa hispida (wax gourd) is the source of this 917-nucleotide messenger RNA. Its product is annotated as 22.0 kDa class IV heat shock protein-like. The record is from RefSeq and is a predicted model, not a curated record. Lineage: Eukaryota; Viridiplantae; Streptophyta; Magnoliopsida; Cucurbitales; Cucurbitaceae.